GAGCCAAACCCACACCGUCACGCCACAGAGCGACAGGUGCGCCUCAGAAUAGGAGCGAGGCAUCGAAGAGGCAUGGCUAGAUUGGUAGAGAGAGGGAGAGGAGAGAGUGUGUGAGUGUUUGUCUGUGUGCCUACAUCAUCACCCCAAGGGCACAACAGCCGCUUGCCUGCCCCCAGCCUGCUGCCGAUGUGUCAAAAUUAGCAGCAGGGACUGUGGCACAGUGCGCGGCUAUAUUUUUUCUCCUUUCUCCUGCCCUACUAUUACAAACACACUCCCUGUAGCUAGUGUGUAGUAAGCCACUAAGCCCUUGCUUGCUGUUAACCUCGGCCAAGAACCUACUAGAGAUCCGAAGCGAAAAGGAAAGCAGCGAGCUUUCGCGUGCGCCGCCCGCCGUGGACGUCACCGACAGCCAUGGACUUCGACGAGCACGAUGACGGCGACGGCGACGAGGAGAUGACGCCGAUGCCCGUGACCUCGAGCUACGACGCGCCGAUGCAGUCGGGGCUGGGGCUGGGAGGCGGCGGCGGGACCCCGAAGCCCGGGGACUCUGGAGGAGGCGGGAGCUUCAGGACGCAAGGCCCAGGCGGCGGCGGGGGAGGCGGAGGAGGAGGCGUAGGUGGCGGCGGCGGCGGGGGCACGAGGUAUCGGGAGUGCCUCAAGAACCACGCGGUCGGCAUCGGCGGGCACGCAGUGGACGGCUGCGGCGAGUUCAUGGCCGCGGGCGAGGAGGGCUCCAUCGACGCGCUCCGCUGCGCGGCCUGCGGCUGCCACCGCAACUUCCACCGCAAGGAGUCCGAUUCGCCGACGGGCGGCGCCGCGCCGGCCGAUCCCACCGCCGCGCUGUCCCCGGCCGCCAUCACCGCGUACGGUGCUGCGGCGCACCACCACCAGUUCUCCCCCUACUACCGCACGCCCGCCGGGUACCUCCUCCACCAGCACCAGCAGCUGGCGGCGGCCGCCGCCGGGCACAUGCAGCGCCCGCUGGCGCUCCCGUCCACCUCCCACUCCGAGGGCGACGACAUGUCCGGGCUGAUCGGCCCCAUGGUGGUGGCGCCCAUGGUGGGCAUGUCCCUGGGCGGCUCCGGCGGCGGCCCGUCGGGGUCCGGGUCCGGCAAGAAGCGGUUCCGCACCAAGUUCACGCAGGAGCAGAAGGAUCGGAUGCUGGCGUUCGCGGAGCGGCUGGGGUGGCGCAUCCAGAAGCACGACGAGGCUGCCGUGCAGCAGUUCUGCGAGGAGGUCUGCGUCAAGCGCCACGUGCUCAAGGUCUGGAUGCACAACAACAAGCACACCCUGGGCAAGAAGCCAUGAUCCUCAGCAGCUAGGUACACUGCCACUGAUCGCAUUGCAUCAUCAAUCUCCUCAGAAGUUUAGACGCCUUUUUUUCUCUCUCCCUGCCUUCUUUUUUAGCUAGAAAUGCAAGCUAGCUAGGUUCGUAACGAGCAGCAGUUCUUGGAUUUAGCUAGGAUGGAGGAGACGGCCGUUGUUCUUUUUUUGCAACUUAUUUUAUUGCGGUUCUUUGGCUGUGUGUGUUGUUUCCUGGUAGUAGAUGAGACGAUCAUGACGUUGCCCGUGUUGGGAAGGAGGAGGGCAGGGCAUGGCCAUUUGCCGAUUUGGAUCUUGGGAAUGUACUCGCUUUUGUGUUGCAAUUGAAAUUUCGAUCCUGUCUGGGGAUUUGGGUUA
Molecule: messenger RNA, 1680 nt
Organism: Setaria italica (foxtail millet)
Lineage: Eukaryota; Viridiplantae; Streptophyta; Magnoliopsida; Poales; Poaceae
Product: zinc-finger homeodomain protein 2
Exons: 1
Coding region: 412-1308 (298 amino acids)
Biological process (GO): regulation of developmental process; regulation of DNA-templated transcription
Cellular component (GO): nucleus
Molecular function (GO): DNA-binding transcription factor activity; transcription cis-regulatory region binding
Source: RefSeq, a predicted model, not a curated record